Messenger RNA from Humulus lupulus (European hop), 579 nucleotides. RefSeq lists its product as uncharacterized. Bases 1 to 579 code for a protein of 192 amino acids. NCBI's taxonomy places the organism in Eukaryota, Viridiplantae, Streptophyta, Magnoliopsida, Rosales, Cannabaceae. The record is from RefSeq and is a predicted model, not a curated record. The transcript has a single exon.
AUGACUUAUGGGUUUGAGCCAGUUUAUGAGCGUUUCAGAAAGCAAGCCCCACCUACCUUUGAAGGGAAAACUGAUCCCAUGGUGGAAGAGGAUUGGUUGAGAUUAGUUGAGGCCAUAUUUGAUCAUAUGGAGUUGAAUGAUCGUCAGAGAAUUUCAUGUGCAGCCCACUUACUCAAGUUGGAGGCACGAAUAUGGUGGGAUGUGGUUAAACAGACUCGUGGCCUGAAUACCAUGACUUGGGCAGACUUCAUUCAGGCAUUUAGCAAGAAGUAUUACAGUGCGGCCGUGUUAGCAACCAAAGUAGAUGAGUUCGUGACUUUGGUUCAGGGAAAUCUAUCUGUCACUAACUAUGCACAGAAGUUCGAUAAGUUGGCUAAAUUUUCUCCUGAAGUUGUACCAACUGAAGCUCUGCAAGUCCAAAGGUUCAUGAGAGGACUCAAGCCAAUGAAUUCUAGGGACGUUAAGAUGACCAGUGCUGAGGUGGUCAGUUAUGCUGAAGUACUAGAUAAGGCACUCGAAGCAGAAUACUUGGAGGAUCGGAUACGGAAGGACAAUGCUGCCAGAAGGGAGGCCCACUGA